GUUUUGUUUCGUCAUCGCUACGUCGAGCGUCCCUUCCCGCUCAGUACUUCCUCCAAUUUCACUGGUUUCGUGUCGUGCGGAGGAGUCGCACGUCAAUAAACGCUCUCGAGGUUAUUGCAAGCUAAACGUUCAGAAUGAGCACUCGAGUAUUCGUUGGCGGAUUAACGUACCGGGUGAGAGAGCGCGACCUUGAGAAGUUCUUCCGGAAAUAUGGUAGAAUCAAGGAGGUCGCUAUGAAGAACGGAUUUGCCUUUGUGGAAUUCGAUGACUAUAGAGAUGCUGAUGACGCCGUCUAUGAACUAAAUGGAAAGGAACUUUUAGGAGAAAGAAUUACUGUAGAGAGGGCCCGGGGGACACCUAGGGGUAGUGACCAGUGGCGCUAUGGUGACUCCCGUGGUGGUUAUGGGGACUCGAGGCGAUCUGCCCGAGACGAUAUGCGGCACGACAGAGAUAGUGUGAACAGAAACACGAGGACUGCAUCUAGCUACAAGCAAUCAUUGCCCAGAUAUGGACCACCCACACGCACCGAGUACCGCCUCACCGUGGAGAAUUUAUCAAGCCGUGUCAGUUGGCAGGAUUUGAAGGAUUACAUGAGACAAGCUGGAGAAGUGACAUACGCUGAUGCUCAUAAACAACGUAGAAACGAGGGAGUUGUAGAAUUCGCAACGUAUUCCGACUUGAAAAACGCCAUCGACAAAUUGGAUGAUACAGAAUUAAAUGGCCGCAGAAUUAGGCUCAUUGAAGAUAAGAGACGCGGCCGUCGUUCAAGAUCAUCUAGUUCACGAUCACGCUCACGAUCUCGUUCACGAUCCCGUCGUCGAUCGCGUUCGCGCUCAAGGAGUCGCCGCAGUUCUCGCAGUCACAGUCGCCGUAGCAGCCGUUCCAAAUCUAGAGCACACUCGAAAUCCAAAUCCAAGUCUAAAUCCAAAUCUCCCGAGCGCAGUCGCUCACGCUCAAAGUCCAAAUCAAGAGACCGCUCAAAGUCGAAAUCUAAGUCAAAGUCCAAAUCCAGAUCUCGUUCUAGGUCCAAGGCUGAGAGGUCAAAGUCCAGGUCGCAGUCCAAAUCCAAAGCCAAGUCUCCCUCAAAGGAUAGAUCGAGCCGCGAGCGUUCCAGAGGCGACAGAUCCAGAUCUCGAUCGGGAAGCAAACACAGCAAGAGCCGUAGCCGCUCUCGCUCGCCCAUGAACGGUGAUAAGUCACCGGAAAGCAAGAAAGCCGAUUAAUUACAUAUUUUUAAUUAAACUCUAUUUUUUCUUUUUUUUGUACAUUGAAUCACAUUUAAAAAUCGCCAAUAUCUUAUAUCUUACAAUUUUUGAUUAUUAAUUGUAACAAUAAAGUUUCACGUUAUAAACCUGUA
Molecule: messenger RNA, 1357 nt
Organism: Cataglyphis hispanica
Lineage: Eukaryota; Metazoa; Arthropoda; Insecta; Hymenoptera; Formicidae
Gene: B52
Product: serine-arginine protein 55
Exons: 12
Coding region: 135-1223 (362 amino acids)
Biological process (GO): mRNA splice site recognition; alternative mRNA splicing, via spliceosome
Cellular component (GO): cytoplasm; nucleus; ribonucleoprotein complex
Molecular function (GO): mRNA binding
Source: RefSeq, a predicted model, not a curated record